This is a messenger RNA of Diaporthe batatas, 1938 nucleotides long. RefSeq lists its product as uncharacterized. Gene Ontology annotation, molecular function: flavin adenine dinucleotide binding; monooxygenase activity. The transcript is spliced from 5 exons. The record is from RefSeq and is a predicted model, not a curated record. Lineage: Eukaryota; Fungi; Ascomycota; Sordariomycetes; Diaporthales; Diaporthaceae. Bases 1 to 1938 code for a protein of 645 amino acids.
AUGGGUUCCGUCACUCCACAGCUCACGGAGGAAUACCCUCCAAAGUGCAGUCUUCAGAAAGACAUCUACCGUCCCUUUCCUCCACUCCCAGACAAACUACCAGGAUCAGCCGAUGUAGACGGCACGGCGCUUGUCACCGAAGCUCUUCACUCUCUUACAGCUGCGCUUGAAGAAGGCGACACCCAGCAACUGAAGGAUGUCUUCCUUGGCAGCCAAGCCUACUGGCGCGAUCUCUUAUCGUUCACAUUCCAUUUCCGAACGUUCAACGACGGACCUAUCAUAGCCCCAGCACUGAAAAAGCUGGCCAAGGAGCGAGGCUUGGCCGGUGGCUUCAAUCUUGUCCCAGGCUCCGUACACGAUGUCUCGCCCACCCCGGCCCUCAGAUGGAUAUCAGGCUUCUUCACCUUUGAGACCACCCGUCCCAAGAGCAAGUGUGAAGGCUCGGUGCAACUAUUCCCAGAACAGGCAGCGGAUGGCCAGAUCAAGUGGAAAAUAUGGACGCUCGCCACAUGGCUUGAGGACUAUACAGACUGGCCAGAGAACCAAGACCUCCUGACUGCCCCAGGAAGGAAGUUGGAUGACGUUGAGCACAUCGAUACAGAUGUCCUGAUCGUUGGAGGAGGCAAUGCUGGUUUGAUCCAAGCGGCGAGACUGAAGGCCGCCGGCGUCGAGAGCGUGGUAAUCGACAAACUUGCUCGACCGGGGGACAACUGGGCGACUCGAUACGAUAGCAUGCGUUUCCACAUCGGAAAGUCGGGAUGCAACCCUCCAUUUAUGCCAUAUCCUGAUGAGCUCCCAUUGAUUCUCACGAGAGACAUGCUCGCCGGACAUAUGAGAGACUUCGCCAGCAAGUUCAACCUGAACAUCCUUCACUCCUCGUGGCUCGUGGGAAGCUCGUUCAACAAGACCAAGGGAGUCUGGAAUGCCAAGAUACACACGCCCUUUGGCAUCAAGACAGUCAGAGCGCCGCAGCUCGUCCAGGCUACCGGGGUUGGCUGCGACCACCCGUACAUACCGAAGCUUCCGGGCAAGGAGCUGUACAAGGGGGUGGCCAGUAUUCAUUCAAAGCACUAUAAGAACCCGAAAGUGUUGCAGGAUAAGGGAGCAAAGUCUGUAAUUGUUGUCGGUGCCGCAAAUUCAGCUUUCGAUGUCAUGGAAGACUGCGCGGCGGCAGGACUCAAGACCACCAUGAUCGCCCGGAGUCCCACCUUCAUCUUCCCCUGGGAAUAUGCGCUAUUCCCCGAGGGCCUCGGCAUGUACGAGGCAAUGCCAACCGAUGUAGUCGACAAAAUACUUGUCCCGGGCCCCGCCGCGAUCGGCGGGCAGCUCGUGCGGGACUCGUACGCGAACAUGGCGGCCACCAAGGACAAGGACAAGUACAAGCCGCUGCUGGAGCGAGGGUUCCCCGUCUACGACUCCGCAAACGGGGGCGACCUGAUCCACCACCUAAUGGAGGCCGGCGGGAAGCACUUCAACGACAUUGGCGAGGGGAUACGGUACAUCGUGGAGGGCAAGGUGGCCGUCCGGGGCCUGGUCCAGCCGACGGCCUACACCGAGACGGGCCUCGAGCUCAGCGACGGCUCGGUCGUCGAGGCGGACGCCAUCAUCUGGGCCACCGGGUUCGACUCGGACAAGGACCGCAGCACGACGGCCGAGGUCCUGGGCAGCGACAAGUUCCUCGGGAACGACCACGGGGACGCAGACAGUGUGCUUGGCCCCGAGGACGUGAGUGCCCUCAGGGACGGGAUCUGGGGCGUCGACAAGGAAGGAGAGCUACGCGGGAUGUUUACGAGGCAUUUGCGUGUGCCCAACUACUACAUCCAUGGGGGAACGACAACACACCAUCGGUAUCACUCCAAGCACGUAGCGAUGCUGAUCAAAGCCGAUCUCGAGGGUUUCCUGCCCGAGGCCUACCGAGACACACCUGAGCCUGUGUGA